AUGUCCAAUAUUCUUGAUGCUGUGUCCAGAGUGAAAUGGGAUCGGAGGACUGCGGCGAAGCGGGCCGUCUUUCUAGCGGCCGCUGCCUACGGUGUGAAAACGCUAUAUCCUAUCAUUUACAGGCAAAUAACCAGAAGAAGAAAUAGCAGAAAUAACCAAGGUGCUAAAGCAGAGGAAAAUGGAUCUAUUUUAUCAGUUUCGUCGCAGACAGACGUAGAAAUUGUAGGUCGAAGUAAGUCCCCAGGAGUAAAUGCUGAAUUUUUUAAGCAAAUACUUGAACUCAUCAAAAUCCUCUUCCCGAAGCUUAUUUCAAAAGAGCUCGGUUUGCUUUCCUUGCAUUCUGUUGCUUUGAUAUCCCGGACGUUUCUGUCUAUAUAUGUCGCAGGCUUGGAUGGUAAGAUUGUGAAAACAAUCGUUGAAAAGGACCCCAGAAGCUUCACGAUUCAAUUGAUGAAAUGGAUCCUCAUAGCCAUCCCUGCUACUUUUGUGAACAGCGCGAUCCGUUACCUCGAGUGCAAGCUCGCCUUGGCGUUUCGUACUCGGCUGGUGAACCAUGCAUACCAGACUUACUUUACAGAUCAAACCUAUUAUAAAGUCAGUAACAUGGACGGGAGACUGACGAACCCGGAUCAGUCUCUUACUGAGGACGUCAUGAUGUUUUCGCAGUCUGUGGCGCAUCUCUACUCGAACCUAACCAAACCAAUCUUGGACGUGAUGCUCACCUCCUACACUCUCAUCCAGACUGCCCGGUCCAGGGGCGCCAACGCCAGCGGGCCAACACUACUAGCCGGCUUGGUGGUGUUCGCCACCGCUAAGGUUCUGCGGGCCUGUUCUCCGAAAUUUGGCAAACUCGUGGCAGAGGAGGCCCACAGGAAGGGAUAUCUGCGCUAUGUGCACUCUAGAAUUAUCGCCAAUGCCGAAGAGAUAGCCUUUUACAGGGGCCAUAAGGUGGAGAUGCAGCAGCUUCAGAAGUGCUACCGGGCCUUGGCGGAGCAGAUGAACCUGAUCCUGUCCAAGCGUCUGUGGUACAUCAUGGUGGAGCAGUUCCUCAUGAAGUACGUGUGGAGCGGCAGCGGGCUGGUCAUGGUCGCCGUGCCAAUCAUCACAGCCACGGGCUUCGCUGACAACGAGACUGCGGAUGGGCAGACCCACGUGUUGGUGAGUGAGAGAACAGAGGCCUUCACCACCGCCCGCAACCUCCUGGCCUCAGGAGCAGAUGCCAUCGAGAGGAUCAUGUCCUCCUACAAAGAGGUCACGGAACUGGCAGGUUACACAGCACGUGUCCACAAUAUGUUCCUGGUGUUUGGGGAGGUACAGAGAGGUGUGUACAAGCGCUCAUCAGGGUCAUCCGCAACAGGGGAGAAGAAAGCUGCGAGGCCAGAGAUGCACAUAGAGGGACCCCUGGAGAUCAAAGGGAAGGUGAUUGACGUGGACCAGGGCAUCAUGUGUGAGAACGUCCCUAUCAUCACCCCCAACGGAGACGUGGUGGUGUCCAGCCUCAAUCUCAAGGUGGAGGAGGGGAUGCACCUGCUGAUCACGGGUCCUAACGGCUGUGGGAAGAGCUCUCUGUUCAGGAUCCUCAGCGGUCUCUGGCCUGUCUACGGAGGACUGCUGCAUAAACCCUCACCCCAGCACAUGUUCUACAUCCCACAGAGGCCCUACAUGUCCAUUGGUACUCUGAGGGAUCAGGUGAUCUACCCAGACUCCCUGGAGGACAUGCAUGAGAGAGGCCUCGGGGACAAGGACCUGGAGGCAAUCCUGGACAUAGUCAACCUCAACCAGAUCGUCACCCGCGAGGGAGGCUGGGAUGCAGAGAUGGACUGGAAGGAUGUGCUAUCUGGAGGAGAGAAGCAGAGGAUGGGGAUGGCCCGCAUGUUUUACCACCGGCCCAAAUAUGCCCUGCUGGAUGAGUGCACCAGCGCUGUGAGCAUCGACGUGGAGGGGAAGAUAUUCCAGGCUGCUAAGGAUUCUGGGAUCUCGCUUUUAUCGAUCACCCACAGGCCCUCCCUCUGGAAGUACCACACUCACUUGCUUCAGUUUGACGGCGAGGGCGGCUGGCGGUUCGAGCAGCUGGACACCGCUACACGCCUCUCGCUCACGGAGGAAAAACAACGUCUCGAAUCCCAGCUGGCAGGAAUUCCUAAGAUGCAACACAGACUCAAUGAGCUCUGCAAGAUACUGGGAGAAGACUCUGUUCUGAAAACUACAGACGAGGCAGAGGAGUGACAAUGAGAUAACGAGAGAGAGAGAGAAACAGAGAGAGAAAGAGAGAGAGGGGGGAAGGAGAGAUAUAGAAACAAAGGCUCAGAUCAGUUAAAGUAUUAUGUUUCUUUUCUACACACACCAACAAGAACAUACUGUAUGUCUGUAUGUUGAUAAACAUUUUGGUGACAUUUAGAUUUUUCUAACAAUGUCCGUUUGUCAUUGUAGUGGUCGUGUUGAUUUUAAUAUACAUUUUGUGCACUUUACUAAGUUUUAGAGAGCUGUUUUAGUUUGGUAGUGCUGGAAAAGUAGUAUUUAAUUCAACGUUUUCACUCAGUGUGACAAGCAGUAUUUUGUUUAUUUUACUAAAUUGAUAGUGUAGAAAUCAAUUAUUUUGUACAGCUUUUAACCUCUCAGUACUGAAAUGAAACAAUCAGUGGCAAUUCCAUAGAGAAAUCACGCUACUUUACGUGGUCUUUCAGAAUGUGUAGUACUUGCAAGUCAAGUAAACAAUGCCACUUUCCUCAUCCUGUGUUUCUAGUCCACUGUUUUGUUUGUGGGGCUGGAUUAAGCAGUCUCUAGCCCUAUGAUACUCAGUGUGUUCACUCACACACAUCCAGAGCACAAUCCUAGUCUUGAUAAUACCUCAGACACUGGCCCUAAAUCAUCUUCUGAUACGUUUUGUUACUGGCUCUGCUUUAGCAACAAGGAGUCCAUCUUGGAGCUAUUAUGGGAUAUGUUAGUGACGGGGGUCAGAGCCCAUGGUUAAAGGCUUCUGGUUUACUGAGCAAAUACAAUGCAGCCCUCUCCCCGGUGACCAGUAGGGUCCAGCUGUCAGGUCUUACUGCAGAUGAGCUGACUAAGCCCUUCCCCCUGCACCCCACUGCUCUGAGAUCAGAGGAUGUUGCAGCCAGUGUGUGGAUCAGAAGACAAUGCAUUCUGCCUGUUGUCCACAGUGACUGGCACCUAGGUAUAUGUUUUGUCCAGGACAUGCUCAGUGUGUUUCUGGACUCCUUUGGUACAAACACCACUGUAGCUUUCAUCUGUAGAAUAGCUUUCUGAGGUUUUACAUGUUUAACUGUAGUCUGAAAGACAGAUGCCUAGUUUACCUUCCUCUAUGUUUACCAACUAACUGAUCCCGACUGUUCUACUGUGAAGUUUGAUAUGUUUUUUCCCCCCAAGAUCGUUUUCAUGAAUUGUUCACUAUGUUCAGCAGUAUUUUGUUUCUGUUCCAACCUGUGUGUAGGUAGCAUGAUGUUGCGCUAUAACAAAUCUGUGUCACAGGACUUCUGGGUUACUGUAGUGUAGGUCAAUCAGUAGCCUGCUAGCCUGGCUUCAAUCAGAUCUCUGCUUUACCACAAUGCAAUCACUCUCCCCAUCUAAUAUCAGUAGAUCUGAUUGGUUGGCACAUAAUAAUGCCAAGUUAUUUGAUUGGCCUGUAACCCCACAUGGACUCUGGACUGCUCUUGCCACAAAUCAAAUCAGCAGCAGCAUUUGUAGGACACAAUCACAUGACUGCAUUGUCUUGUCUACCUUAAAGGCCCAACCUAGCUGACUGUCUUGAAAGAGAAAUUCAAAUCGGCCAAAGUCAUACAUAUGUUACUAGAUAUGUACACUUUGUUUAACCCGUUAAGGAGUAGCGUCACACAUAUGUGAUUCUGAACAUUCCAACCGACUAUUUUCCGAUAGACAAAAACUAUAUGACAAACGCUAUAGUAUGGCUUCAAAAUUUACAAUUAGGAGGCUAACAAGUAACACUAGCAGGUAGUAGCAUUGCUACGAGUAUUAUGCUAGGUUGCUAGGUAACGGAAGCUAACUAAAACUAGCUAGCUUCCGUUUUGGAAAAAUAAUUCACUCCUUAAAGUACUUUAUUUGCAUGUAAAGGGUGAUUGAUUUACACUCUUUAACGUUUUCUCCACCUUGGUGUCUUCUCCAAAACGCUGCUGAAGCAAAGCUUUCUGGGAGAGGAACUAGCAUGCCCCAAGAUGGAUCUUGUAAUAAUAAUAAUCUUAUAAUGUUUAGAAUAACUUCAAGGUUGUUAUUCUGGGACCCCAAAGAGGUGUGUGUUGGGAGGUGUCCCUGUGGUGUGUCUUGAAGAAGACCUAGUGGAUAUAGCUGGAGAACGUGUCACUCAUUGCACUAUAGCACAGAAAGUAGGCUCUGAUUUCACUAAGACUCUGCUGACGGGUGGUGUGUCAUACUGCUGGAUGAAACAGAGCCUAAAAAGGGAAAUUGGAAGUUGAUAAGUUAGUAGAUGAGAUGAUUCUUGAGAUCUGACAAGAUUGCAACAUGAAGAUAUAUAGUUAAUCUAAAAUACAAAUGAAAUAUGUACUCAUGAAACAAGCAACUGAUAAGAUGAUGCCGGCUGAUGCUAGUAUGCUCCUCUAAAUGGAUGAUGUCCUAACUAAGAAUACUUUGAUACAAUUAUUUUGUCAUUCCUUUUGUAAGUUAAACAAUUGAAUGUAAUUAACAUGUAUGUAUAAUAUCAUCAACUUUGUCAUCAACCAUAUUUGUUUUAAAAUUUGUUUUAAUGGGACCACAUUUGUACUAACACAUGUUUCAAUCAUUCUGCUGAGCAAAAAUCCAAUCUCUUGUAGGAAGCAAACUGGUCUUUUGUUAAAUAAGGGCGCUUUGUCCACUCCAGUUCACUGUCUCUCAAAAUGCUGGAUUGAAAGACAAACAGUUUUUGUCUCUAUAACAAUAGCUGUUUUUGCUCCUUUUACUAUCACCUGUAUUUUUUAUGCUGAAACAACAAGCUGUUCCCCUGGCCAGCACUACAUGAUCCCACUCUGCAUUGGAGAGACGGCUGUGCUGUCCAUUAUCAUUUUUUGACAGUUGAACAUCAGAAAUGUAAAACAUACAAAGCUGUACAAAAUACCGUAUUGUACUGUAUACUGUAUUAAUACAUGUAUUUUUAAAUACAUUUAAAUAUCAUGGUUGUGCUUGGUUAAUGAAAAAUUUUACUUUGGAAAAUUAAGAUGUAUUUUCCUGUUAAUAAAAUAAUAUAAUGACAUAUGGAACCACUA
Molecule: messenger RNA, 5228 nt
Organism: Osmerus eperlanus (European smelt)
Lineage: Eukaryota; Metazoa; Chordata; Actinopteri; Osmeriformes; Osmeridae
Gene: abcd2
Product: ATP-binding cassette sub-family D member 2
Exons: 10
Coding region: 1-2226 (741 amino acids)
Biological process (GO): peroxisome organization; fatty acid beta-oxidation; long-chain fatty acid import into peroxisome
Cellular component (GO): peroxisomal membrane
Molecular function (GO): long-chain fatty acid transmembrane transporter activity; ATP binding; ATP hydrolysis activity
Source: RefSeq, a predicted model, not a curated record